AUGACUCAACCAAUAAAUCAAACAUUUGGUCAACCUUCUAUACCUCAAAACGUUAAUAUUCCUAUCAAUCAAACAGUUGUUCAACCUUUGAUAACUCGAAAUAUUAAUACUCCUGUAAAUUCAUCCUUUGAUAAUCUUACUGCUGAACAAAGAUAUAAAAUUUUAACUGAAGGCACAGAUCCGUUUACUAGUGCCAAAGCAGAAGGAACAGAAAACCAGGCAGUUUAUCAAUUCCCGGAUGUUAUUGUUUCAGGAUCACACUUUGUUAGGUAUUGUGACACUUGCCGGACAAACUCUUGGGAUUUGGAAUUUGACCAUGGAAAUCCGGACAAAUGGGAUCGUCCAGCUGAGUCUAAAAAUCUCAAAUCAAAAUCUCGAAAAUAUUAUUACCAAUGGUUUUAUUCAUCAAAUUGUUGA
This is a messenger RNA of Racocetra fulgida, 417 nucleotides long. Lineage: Eukaryota; Fungi; Glomeromycota; Glomeromycetes; Diversisporales; Gigasporaceae. The record is from the annotation of a GenBank genome assembly.